Molecule: messenger RNA, 1185 nt
Organism: Microthlaspi erraticum
Lineage: Eukaryota; Viridiplantae; Streptophyta; Magnoliopsida; Brassicales; Brassicaceae
Source: the annotation of a GenBank genome assembly
AUGUCUGCCACCGCAACUGCCGUGGUACCUGCACCACCUACCUCCGACAAGCCAUUCGGAAUCUCUCAAAUUAAGGCAUACAUUCCGGUCAUCCUCGACAUGACCAAGUUCAACUACAAUCUAUGGCGAGAACUCUUUGAGACGCAUUGCUCCACUUUUGGUGUUCUUGAGCACAUCGACGGUACAGGAAACCCUAGUCCUGAAAUUCUGAAAGCAUGGAAAGAACGCGAUGGCCUUGUCAAGAUGUGGAUCUACAGAACUCUUUCCGAAUCCCUGCUUGACACAGUCAUCACGGCAAAGUGCACCGCACGAGAACUUUGGAUCUCCAUCGAGAAUCUUUUCCGUGACAACAAGGAAGCCCGUGCUCUGCAAUUCGAUCACGAAUUGCGUACUGCAACCAUAGGCGAUCAGACGAUCCAUGAAUAUUGCAAGAACCUGAAAACCCUCUCAGAUCUUCUUACAAACAUGGUAUCAGAGCCCCGAUCCAUACAUUCCAAUCCGAUCCAACCCAUAGUUGGUCCAAUCAUCGACCAUGCCCAAAAUUGGUGCUGGCGAUCCAAGUCCGAACAUACCGAGAUCGAUGGCCAAAAAGCCAUCCUCUCGAGGAGGCAUAUUAGGGAUAAAUGUUCCACAUCGGAAGUUGGAAGGGAUCUCAAGAGCCUUUCCCCUCGUUCUCUACAGCACGAUCCAUGCUGCUUCUUGAAGAAGAUCGCCUCGCCAAACAAAUCAAACCGCAGCCAACAAACAACAGCAACUCCUCCACUCCUAACGUGCUAUACACGGAAACCGAUCCAACACCGCAACACUCUUCUCCUCGGCCAUCUUUUCCUCAGAACAGAGGAUACAACAAUCGUGGCCGUGACGGGCGUAACAACAGAGGACGGGGACGCUACAAUAAUUCGUGCACGCUCCCCCCCCCCGUGGUCCUAUGGUCAUCCCCAAUGGCCAAUGCCUUACGGGUUUUCCCCGUAUCCACCACAGCCCUCCUUCCCACCGCCUGCAACCAACUACUACCCUCUGCCUCCACAAUCAAGCAUCCUCGGUCCGGCUCCUCAGCCACAACCGCGCCAUGAAGCUCACGUGACUCAGACUGCUUCUCCUUCACCUCCCGUUGCAUCACCAUCGGCCCAAUCUCCUUACCUUCCGUCUGAGAUUACUCAUGCCUUCAAUACUCUGGCUCUUUAG